This is a messenger RNA of Menidia menidia (Atlantic silverside), 2685 nucleotides long. The record is from the annotation of a GenBank genome assembly. NCBI's taxonomy places the organism in Eukaryota, Metazoa, Chordata, Actinopteri, Atheriniformes, Atherinopsidae.
UUGUUAGCAGUGGUUCAAUGCUGGCCCCUAGCGACGAGUGGUGGACGUGCAGCAGCCGUGCACCUCUUCUUGUCAGCUACGGGAUCCAUAUGCUUAUCAAAGCCAGGCUUAACAAAGCUAUGGGAACUUCACUAAACGUGCUGCCAGGAGUCUGAACCACACCAGCAACCCAUAGCCUUUGUCACGGAACUUUCAAAAUCCUCCACCUCGGUUGGUGCCGAUAAGCUUGUCAACUCUGGGAGAAGCAGCCAUGGACCCGAGAGACACAGCCCCGGAUUCAUGGGAGCUGGAGGAUGAUGUCGAGGCCCCGGCUCCCGCGGCGGGGCUCCCGACCGCGUUCGCCGCCCUCAACGUGAAUGCCAAGCCGUUUGUCCCCAACGUCAACGCUCCGGUGUUCGUACCGAGUUUCCUUCAGGCCAGCACCGCGGAAAUGCCGGCGUCAGACGGUACCCCUGACCCAGCUGCUAGCAUGGAGGUGGCAGACACAGUCGCUCCGGUGGAGAACGGAAACUCAGAGUCGGACAUGACCACAGAGGAGACGUGGGAGCAGAAGGAAGAGCCCGGGGGAGGCGAAGGAGGCGGAGGACAGGAGGACCAUGGGACAGGAGAAGCAUGCGAGGAGGGGGGUGCAGCUGGACAAGAGGACGAGGAGAUGAUAGAGGAGGAAGAGGAGGAGAUGCCCAUGCCCAAAGUGGCCCCGCCACUGCCUGACGCGCCCAAGAAAGAGCACGUGAACGUGGUCUUCAUUGGUCACGUAGAUGCUGGCAAAUCAACUAUUGGAGGACAGAUCAUGUACCUCACUGGAAUGGUGGAAAAGCGGACCCUGGAAAAAUAUGAGAGGGAAGCAAAGGAAAAGAACAGGGAGACAUGGUACUUGUCAUGGGCUCUGGACACAAACCAGGAGGAAAGGGACAAGGGAAAGACGGUUGAAGUUGGAAGAGCUUACUUUGAGACGGAAAAGAAGCAUUUCACCAUCCUGGACGCCCCCGGACACAAGAGCUUUGUCCCCAACAUGAUUGGCGGGGCGUCGCAAGCUGACCUGGCGGUUCUGGUGAUUUCGGCAAGAAAGGGGGAAUUUGAGACUGGAUUUGAGAAAGGAGGGCAGACGCGGGAGCACGCCAUGCUGGCUAAAACAGCAGGAGUGAAACACCUCAUUGUCCUGGUCAACAAGAUGGAUGACCCCACUGUUAACUGGAGUCUGGACAGGUAUGAGGAGUGUAAAGAGAAACUGGUGCCAUUUCUUAAGAAGGUGGGCUUCAAUCCGAAGAAGGACAUCCACUUUAUGCCUUGCUCCGGUCUCACAGGUGCCAACCUCAAAGACCCUGUGUCUGAAUGCCCCUGGUACACGGGUUUGCCAUUUAUUCCUCACCUGGACAGUUUGCCAAACUACAACAGAUCCACUGACGGACCAGUCAGGCUACCCAUCGUGGACAAGUACAAGGAUAUGGGCACGGUUAUCCUCGGGAAGCUGGAGUCUGGAUGCAUCAGUAAAGCCCAGCAGUUGGUCAUGAUGCCAAACAGACACACAGUGGAGGUCCUGAGCCUGCUGAGUGACGACGUGGAGACGGACGACGCGUCUCCUGGUGAGAACUUAAAGCUGCGGCUGAAGGGAAUCGAGGAAGAAGAGAUCCUCCCUGGUUUUAUCCUCUGUAGCCCCGACAACCUCUGCCACUCUGGUCGCACCUUUGACGCACAGAUUGUCAUCAUUGAGCACAAAUCAAUCAUUUGCCCUGGUUACAACGCAGUCCUUCACAUCCACACCUGCAUCGAAGAAGUGCAGAUCACCGCCUUAAUCUGUCUGGUGGACAAGAAGACGGGAGAGAAAAGCAAAACACGACCUCGCUUCGUCAAGCAGGACCAGGUGUGUAUCGCCAGGCUCCGGGCAGCAGGAGUCAUCUGCUUAGAGACCUUCAAAGACUUCCCCCAGAUGGGACGAUUCACACUGCGGGAUGAAGGCAAAACUAUCGCUAUUGGCAAAGUGCUGAAGCUGGUGCCAGAGAAGGACUAAAGACAUCAGGGGCAGCUUGCAUGGAGUUCUUUACUCGCUAGCAGAGGAGAAACGCUGCCAGAGCCGACCCAAACACCCUCUCUCUCUUUACACACAACUUCGCUGAAGAGAAGAACAACGACGAUAAGGAGGGAGGAAGCCGAUUAAAGUCAUGUCAAAUGAAGAAACCAAGACUGAAUCAGUUUUUAUGAUGAACAAUAUAAAGCGAGAGACCAAGUCCAGUGUGUCAGCUUUCUCAUAUUGAGAGCUCAGCUAUGCCACUAAUGUAGCCACACGUCCCCCUUCUUUACUCCCCAGGGCCAACCGUGCUGUUGGCUGGUCACGCCAUUUGUUUUUAGAAUGGAGCUGGAUGCAGUUUUAAGAGAUUGGAAGGGUAAGAAGAUUAAAAAAACAAAACAGUACGAGUAUAUUACAAAACCAAGAUUUAGCGCGUAGUUAUAUUCAAAUGCUUCUCCCUUUUUAAGAGCGUCGUUAGGAAUCCAGCAGACUUUCGAUUUGGUUAUAAGGAUUGCUGUUCCAAGAUUUUUAAUUUGGUCUCUCUUCACGUGAGCUGAUUUAACUGGACUGAGCUCACACACAGUAAUGCUCUCAUGGUCCAGGCUAAGUGACACAGACACACACCCACUUACAGCUGUUACAUAAUCUCAACAGAAAAUAAAUGAUCAAGCUGACAAAAA